GAUUUGUGUAGGUUUCUUUGUAGUGAGCGCAGCACUAAUGUUGACCAAAAACCAUCAUGGGCAGUAUGUGUCUUUACUGUUAGUAAGUAAAUAGAUGGGAGCUGGUGCUGUGGUUGCACCAGGACUUUUAAGCUGUGGGAGAAUAAUCUGGUGUUGAACUGGGCUGGUGGAAAGCGUUGAUGAUGUAAACAGCAGGCUCUCUCAAAGGUCGCCCGAGGCAUGCUAAUAAGCUGCUUGUCCUGCAGGGAUAAAAAGGGCUGAGGAGCUUCAGUCAGUGGGGAAAACAUCACCUUUACUGUGGGCAGGAGAAAAGCUGGACAUAAUGCUCUUCUGGCACUCUCAACCAGAAACAUAUGAGCAAAGGACACAGGCCAGUUCUAUACGAGAAGCACUAGCGCCCUUCAUGAAGCAUGAGACCGAGGGGCCAUCUGCUGAAAACACGACUCCCUUGGCCCCCUUUCAGUAUGUUCUCUGUGCAGCCACAUCCCCUGCAGCCAAACUUCAAGAUGAAACGCUCACCUACCUAAACCAAGGUCAGUCCUAUGAAAUCCGUAUGCUUAACAGAAAACUAAGGGCGUAUUCACAUAUAAGCAGCAAAUGUGUAAAGAGCAUUGUGCGUGUAGUGUUUCAUGACCGGCGUCUGCAGUACACUGAGCGCAUGCAGCUGGAGGGAUGGAGGUGGAACCGGCCAGGAGACAGAAUUCUUGAUAUCGAUAUUCCCCUCUCAGUGGGGAUAAUAGAGCCUUGUGCACACCCACUGCAACUCAACACCAUUGAAUUUCUCUGGAAUCCUGUCAAAAAUGCCUCAGUAUUCAUUCAGGUAAACUGCAUCAGCACUGAGUUUACACUCAGGAAACACGGCGGAGAGAAAGGAGUUCCCUUCCGUAUUCAGGUGGAUACUUUCACGCAGAAUGAGCAUGGAGAAUACCUGGAGCAUGUGCACUCCUCCAGCUGCCAAAUCAAAGUCUUCAAGCCAAAGGGAGCAGAUCGCAAACUGAAGACAGACAGAGAGAAGAUUGAGAAGAAGAAUCUUCUAGACAGGGAAAAAUAUCAACCAUCCUAUGAAACCACUAUACUCACAGAGUGCUCUCCCUGGCCUGAUAGCCCAUCCAUCAAUGACUUGAGCAAUGGUCCGUCAGCUGUGUGUCAUAGCUCAACCACUUCAUACGGCUUCACAGACACAUAUUGCUCUCCAAACCAGCAGGGGGUGCUACUCCUGCCCAGCUGCUCUGAUCCGCUUCUGCCAUCUUUUUCCCCUCAGGAAACACAGGAGUGGCUCCAUAGGAACAGAUUUGCUCCAUUCUGUAGGCUCUUCUUCAGAUUCUCAGGUGCUGAUUUGCUGAGGAUGAGUAGAGAUGACUUCAUUCAGAUUUGUGGUCCUGCGGAUGGGAUCCGCCUGUUUAACAACAUUAAAGGGAGGUGUAUACAGCCACGCCUCACCAUGUACGUGACCCAACAGAAGAACAAGAAUCAGCCACACAAUAAGCCAGGGGGUGAUGAGGUGUACCAUGCUCUCUACCUGGAAGACUUAACCCUACUUGAGCUUACUGAGAAAAUAGCCAACCUAUACAGUGUUCCUGCAAGACAAAUCUGCCAUAUCUACAAGCAAGGGCCAACAGGCAUACAUAUCCUUGUUUCAGAUGAGAUGGUGCAGAAUUUCACUGAGGAGACUAGCUUCAUAAUCAGCACUCUAAAAGUGAUGACAGAUGAAAGUAACGAGGGGUACCAUGUAGUACUGAAGUGAAGUGUGAAGUUAACAGCUACAGGAGCAUUUCAGGUGGCUCUUUUUUUACAAACAGGUUUACAGUUGGGAUAUUUGAAAGUUCAUUUAUUUUGAUGUCUGAAAAUGUAUACAUUGUACAUGUGUAGAUGUAAUUGUGGAUUACAAUUACAUGGAUUCAAUGAGGGAAGACCUGGAUCAAGUGUGAAAUUGCACCUACCAUAUCACAUGUAACCCUCAGCAAUGACAAGAUCUGUUUCAUGAAAAAGACUCAAUAAUACACAAAAUUCUAUGUUAAGGUAUUUUGUAUAAUGAGCAGAAAACAGCUGACAAAAGCUGCUAUAGUAUAUCUGUCUCUGCAGACCCUUAAUAAGAUCUACUGUCUUCACCUGUCUACACUGGUCAGACUAAAGCUAAAGCUUUCUUUAUAGCAUUUGUUUGUUUGAAACAACUUCAUGUUUUUACAUAUUAAGUCAUUUUAAUAGGGGUGUAAUCACUCACAAAAUUACUAUUUACUGUGGUGUCUCGAUACAGUAAAUUUUUUGGUACAGAAAUAAUGAGUUCCUGUAUAUAUCAUAUGCUUUCAUGCGUGUGCAUUAGAGGGGUAACGAUGCACAUGUUUUCUGUUCCUAUAUGAUUUUAAUUCUGAGUAUGUAAAGAUUUGCACUUCAGUGUUCAUUACCACAUUUAUCAUUUGCCAUUUACAUCAUUUACCACAUUGGACAUAGCAUUAGUUUGCACUGUAGCCUAACAUGCUGUCAUCAUGAGAAAGGAUCUGUUCAGAGAUGUAUUUUCUGUAUUUGCUUUUCAACUAUUUUCCAGAAAAUAUACAGUAUACACUAAAUAAAUAUGUAACUGUUCGUUAGACCAGUUUCUUUCAUUCCCAAUUCCACAUUUCAAAGCUAAUGAACAAUGUAUCCCCUGUGUGCCAAGACUAUGUAGGUUUAUGGUGUGAGUACAAAACUGUACAAAACAAGAGUUUUCUGAGAUAACAUAACAGAAAAAUGUAAUAUUUCUCAUGUUGGUGUUAAAAAGUGUCACUGAAAGGUUUUAGAGGUAUUUCUAAACAACUCUGAAAAUCAUGUAUGUCCAGAUGUUAAGGAUGUUAUUUGCUGAUAUUGAUUUUGAUUUUAUUGACUGCAUAUCUGAGGUGUGAGGUGACUGCAUAUCUCUUGUGCUAUUUUGGCCACUGUGACUUUGUUGGCUUUAAAUAAAGUACUUUGUGCUGUUUUUUAUUUGGAAACUUA
Colossoma macropomum (tambaqui) is the source of this 2967-nucleotide messenger RNA. RefSeq names its product transcription factor CP2-like 1 (gene tfcp2l1). The record is from RefSeq and is a predicted model, not a curated record. The transcript has 15 exons. Gene Ontology annotation, cellular component: nucleus. The coding region runs from base 323 to 1744 and encodes 473 amino acids. Lineage: Eukaryota; Metazoa; Chordata; Actinopteri; Characiformes; Serrasalmidae. Gene Ontology annotation, molecular function: DNA-binding transcription activator activity, RNA polymerase II-specific; RNA polymerase II cis-regulatory region sequence-specific DNA binding. Gene Ontology annotation, biological process: regulation of transcription by RNA polymerase II.